AUCAUCAUUGUACAGUGUUUAUGGUCAAAUCAGAUGUUAAUCUCAUGUUUUAAAACAAUUCAUUUCAAAGGAAACAUUAAUACGUGAGAUAUGGUAAUGACCCUGACCUUGACUGUCAUUGAGGAACGUUAUUAUCGAUUCUCGAGCAUUUGAAUAACUAUUUGCCGUCUGGUGUAGUGAAAUAAACUUCUAUCUGCCAGGAAAAGGAAAUAUGGCUAAACCUAAAGUUUUUGUAACUCGUAGAGUUCCACAGGAAGGAAUUGACAUUUUAGGUGAAACGUGCGACGUUGACGUCUGGAAUAGUGAUGACGUCGUUCCGCGUGAGACGUUCUUAGAACGAGUGAAAGGCGUUAGCGGCUUGUUUUGUACCAUCAACGACGAAAUAGACACAGAAGUUCUUGACGCUGCGGGUCCGAGUCUGAAGGUGGUUGGAACAAUGUCGGUUGGUAAUGAUCACAUUAACAUACCGGAAUGUAAACAGCGACGUAUUUGUGUCGCGACCACACCGGAUGUCGCCUCCGACAGCGCCGCUGAGCUCAGUGUGGCAUUGUUACUGAUUACAACACGAAGGUUAGCUGAAGGACUGUCAGCCAUAAAAUCUGGAGAAUCUGGACCUUGGAAACCCAUGUGGUGUCUCGGCACCUUAUCCAUGGGUAAAACUCUCGGAAUUUUCGGAUUUGGACGUGUUGGAUUUGGAAUAGCUAGAAGAAUGAAACCAUUCGGAGUAUCUCGGAUAAUAUACUCUGAUCUCUUUGUAGCAAGUUACGCUGAUGGCAUUGCGGAAAGAGUAACAUUUGACGAGUUAUUACAGGAAUCAGAUAUUUUAUGCGUCUGCUGCGCCGUCACGUCCCAAACUGUUAAAAAAUUCAACAAAACUGCUUUCCAGAAAAUGAAGAAGACCGCUGUUUUGAUCAAUACUUCCCGUGGAUCUGUUGUCAACCAGACUGACCUGUAUGAGGCACUAUCCAACAAUGUGAUUGGUGCAGCCGGUCUUGACGUCACUGAACCGGAACCGUUACCCGUGGACCAUCCGUUAAUGACGCUAAAUAACUGCAUUAUCUUACCUCAUAUGGGCACCAAUACAUAUGAGGCACGUAAAGCAAUGAGCAUUAACACUGCCAAAAAUAUUAUCGCAAUAUUAGAAUAAUUAUACAAAUCGUUAAAGACUGCAUUUAUAUAUUAUUGCCAGGUAGUGGGUUUGUAAAUCUUGAAUAAAAUCUCGAGCAAUUAAAUUUCUCCAUGAAGUGUUUGCAAAUACGUUGCACGUCCUGUGAUAGCAGCAUUUUACACGCCGUAAACCCUAACAGAAAAGUUAUUGAAUAGUUCAAACUUAAAGAUUUUUGAUUUUCCAAGUGUUCAGUUACUGUGCAUUUUGACAGGUCCAAUAAAACGAACAUUAAAAGGAGCGUGAAAAGUAAGGAAGACGCCUGUUGCUACGGAAAAAUGGAAGUAAAAUGAUUCACGUCUUUAUUUUGAUGAGCAAUUCCAUUAAACAAAAAGUUUUCAACACUUCGUGUGUUUCUGCACAAUGCUUGUACUCACUGUAAAUGCAUAUAGCAAUAUGCAAAUUAAUUCAUUUGUAUAAUGUAACGUGUAAAACAAAUUUAUGUACAUAUGGAUUUGUAAUAAUGAAAAAUGAAAACAGAAACUGCAAAAUCAUCAAAAUUUGUUGACAUUAAAUAGUAAAUUCAGA
Molecule: messenger RNA, 1693 nt
Organism: Mercenaria mercenaria
Lineage: Eukaryota; Metazoa; Mollusca; Bivalvia; Venerida; Veneridae
Product: glyoxylate reductase/hydroxypyruvate reductase-like
Exons: 3
Coding region: 212-1147 (311 amino acids)
Cellular component (GO): cytosol
Molecular function (GO): NAD binding; glyoxylate reductase (NADPH) activity; hydroxypyruvate reductase (NADH) activity
Source: RefSeq, a predicted model, not a curated record